CGUACAAAUCUUUGACCUCUAUCUGCUUCCCUCCUCUUUUUCCAGUUUCUUCAUUGGUUGACUCCUCUAUCUUCAAUUUUUCUUUCGCGGACCUUGCUUUCUGUUUCUUCUCUGCCUUCUUUCUUCUGGGUUCCCUGAUUUUGGUUCCAGGAUUCUCAAUUGGCGGGAGCCAACGGUCAAUUAUGUGGUUUUAGGAGGUGGGUUUCUUUCAAUUUUGAUUUUGGAUUUGGAUUUGGAUUUGGGAUUGGGAAACGGUUGAAUUGUUGGGAGUUUUGAUGGCUAACCCAUCUGGGAACCAUCAAGAAGCUGGCCAGCCCUCGUCUUCCUUCGAUGGAGGGAACCCCAGCAAUGGUAAUUCCACCCCAGUGCCUGCAGCGGAUAGUUCCAGCUCCGCUCUUGCGAUGAAGCACAAUCCUGGUAUCUCCACGGAUUGGACAUCUGAUGAGCAGCUCACACUGGAAGAAGGCCUUAAGAAAUAUGCCGGAGAGUCCAGUGUUAUUCGUUAUGCAAAGAUUGCUAUGCAGCUACCAAAUAAGACUGUACGAGAUGUUGCCUUGCGUUGCAGAUGGAUGAAUAAAAAAGAAAAUAGCAAGAGAAGGAAGGAAGAACACAAUUUAACAAGAAAGAAUAAAGAUAAGAAGGAAAGAGUAUCUGACCCUUCAAUGAAGUCAGCACAGGUUGCAGCUAGGCCUAAUGUGUCUCCUUAUGGAAUGCCUAGGAUUCCCAUGGACAAUGAUGACGGCGUCUCAUAUAAAGCUAUUGGUGGUACAACUGGAGAGCUUCUUGAACAGAAUGCACAUGCCAUGAAUCAAAUAUCUUCUAAUCUUGCAUCUUUUCAGAUACAAGAUAAUAUCAGUCUCUUCUGCCAAACGCGAGAUAACAUCCUCAAAAUAAUGAGCGACUUGAACGAAAUGCCCGAAGUAAUGAAGCAGAUGCCGCCUCUUCCAGUGAAGGUGAACGACGAGUUAGCGAACACAAUCCUGCCGCCGACCGCUCACUCUAUGCAAUCAUGAAAAGUCAUCAACAACACAAUCUCCCUUUCAAAUUACUUCCUCAAGCAAGGAAAGGAAAGGGAAGGAAAGGAAAGCAUUUUCUGCAUAUGAAUGAUCAAAUUGUUUAGUUGCUUUAAUUCGAGUCCACAAAGUUGUUGGUUCCUCUUUUAAUUUAUUUCUUCUUUUUUGUUGCUUUAUAGCAUAUAUGGAUUCAUACAUUAGUUUGAAGAGGUAGAUUGUAACUUAGAUGCUGUGUAAUAAUUAGGAAUGCUUUUCUUUCUAAUGCUCUCGCAAAAAUGAAAAGUCAUAAUAAACAAUA
This is a messenger RNA of Cucurbita maxima (winter squash), 1311 nucleotides long. RefSeq lists its product as uncharacterized. The transcript has 7 exons. The coding region runs from base 276 to 1013 and encodes 245 amino acids. Lineage: Eukaryota; Viridiplantae; Streptophyta; Magnoliopsida; Cucurbitales; Cucurbitaceae. The record is from RefSeq and is a predicted model, not a curated record.